Cladocopium goreaui is the source of this 384-nucleotide messenger RNA. Lineage: Eukaryota; Dinophyceae; Suessiales; Symbiodiniaceae. The record is from the annotation of a GenBank genome assembly.
AUGGCCGGCUCACGCCAGCUUGAUGCGUGGAUCCUACAACUGGCUGAUACCCCACAAGAACUGACCAAAUUACGACGUAGGGUGAUGCUCCAAAGCAUCUCCAAGCAAUGCUGCCGGCCCGAGCCCGAGGACCAGAAGCCUCCAGAGCCCUUGUAUCGCCUGAAUGAGUUUCAGGAGGUCAUUGCUCUGGUGUCCGAGAUGGACUGUGGACAACGGCUCUUCUAUCUCAUCAAUCAGACGGUAACGCUGAGAGAUGCCAUCACCCAGCUGCAUGCGGACGUCAUGGGCCUGGCUGGGAUCUUCAUCCAGCUGCUAAGACAUUUGUUGGGAGUCCUGGGACGGGCACGGCCCGGGCAACUCAUGUUCUGUGUGUCCUGUUACUAA